Messenger RNA from Meira miltonrushii, 1034 nucleotides. RefSeq lists its product as uncharacterized. Gene Ontology annotation, cellular component: signal recognition particle, endoplasmic reticulum targeting. The record is from RefSeq and is a predicted model, not a curated record. The transcript has a single exon. Gene Ontology annotation, biological process: SRP-dependent cotranslational protein targeting to membrane. Bases 160 to 813 code for a protein of 217 amino acids. Gene Ontology annotation, molecular function: endoplasmic reticulum signal sequence receptor activity; 7S RNA binding. Lineage: Eukaryota; Fungi; Basidiomycota; Exobasidiomycetes; Exobasidiales; Brachybasidiaceae.
CUGCAAACGCUAAAGGAGAGAUCGAUCGCUCUCCCUGGCUGGCCGCCCGUGCCUUAUUGAAAGUCCCCCACGCCUGACUGUACACGCGAGCUUUUCUCUCAAAAGAAGAUAUUAUUAGGCUUUUAACAGGAGCUUCUUCCCUCAUCCAAACCAUAUCGGAUGACCAUGGCGCCUCAACAACAGGUGACCAAUGAAGAAUUUUUAGAACAACUAACGAGAUUAUUCGAAUCUUCAAGUAAAGCACAUUCGGUCUUUGUUUCGCAUAAAAAGAUUUCAAAAGAUGCUUCUUUAGCUGAACCAACAAUCGUUGUCAGAGCAACGGAUGGAAGAGGAGGAAGUUCAGCUUCUUCAAAUCGGACAAAGUUUACAACACAUAUUCAAGCAUCCAAGCUGAACGCUUUUCAAGAUCAAUAUUCGGCCAUCUUACGUGCUUCAACUGCUGCAUUUUUACGUAAACGUGAUAAAGCAAAAGAAAGAAGGGUGGACAAAUUAUUGAAAGAAAAAAGAAAACGAAUGGAAGAAGUUUUACAUUCACUUCCAGUCACAUCAACAACAACAACAGCCAACAACGCAAAAUCAAAACAAGUUGAAACAAAUGGUGAUGGAAAGGCAACAAACGCCGCAGGAACUGCUGGAGGCGUGAAGAAAACAACGCCAAACGUACUCAAAGUUACAAGUAUUGGCGCAAAACGAGGAGCAGGAAGAAGGAAACGACAACAAGCCCAACAUAAAGCCAAACAAUUACGACGUGAACAGAAAAGGAUUGCUGCUACAACAACAGCAGCACAGGCUUCAACGCAAAAAGUCGGAUAGGCUUUCAACAUGCGGCGUCAGGACAGGCGGUGUUAAAAUGGCGAAAUUUUGAAGGCAAACUCGUUUUUGAAGGAUUGCAACUAUCCGGAUAUUGUACAUACAAGAUGUGGGGUGUCAAGAUCAUCUUGCGUAGUAGUAUUGUUUUUUGGUGGGCUUAGUGUACUGCACAGCAAAGAAAAAGCAAUGAGAUGUGAUGGGGAUAAAUGAAUCCAAGCAUCGCC